AUGGGUAACCCAAAAGAAGCUAGGGAAGAAGAUGUGGCGCCACCGCCUUACACUGCAGUCGACACUGUCGCGCACCCCCCGUCGCAUGAUGGUCAAGCGCCGUCCUACGUAGCCGUACCUGGGGGUAGCAACUCAGGUGCGAGCGCCAUCGCAGGCGUAAGCAAUAGAUUCCCGCAGUGUAUUAAUGCGUACUUCGAGAAGAAGUUCACAUCAAGUGCGUUUCACCUAGGGGAGCAUGCCGACACCCCGCUCUACGCGGUAACCAUGCACAGCGGUUGGACAUCGAAGCCGCUAUUAGAAAUGCACUCGGGGCCGAAUGAAUCGGACCCAAUCAUCGCAACAGCGGGCCAUGAGAGCCGCUGGAGUAGCGGGAAGCGUACUAUAAUUCAGAUAUUCCCCGACCCCGCUACCGACUCCGCCGGCCCCUCAACAUCGGCGGGCGAAUCGAGCUCCGGGCCCGGCUCCGCGGUGACGGCGAAAACCAUCAACAUGGUACAAAAGCACUCCUGGACUCGCUUAUGGCAGGAACUAUCUAUCGAAGUGGGUAUAGGAAAAGACCUGCGACUAGAAAACUUCGAGUGGCGGCGCACGCGCGGAGAAGAGGUCAAGGAGCUGGAUAGGUGGGGGAACGGAUGGAAACUAGUGCGGCUAAGCGGGACGGCGCCUGGGCGGGCUUUAACAAGCGAUGGCAAGGAGAUCGUCGCGGUGUGGACGCUCAACGGCAAAAUGAGCAUGAAUAAGUUCUGCAAAUUCCAGUUCCUAGAGAGCGGGGCCACGGGGGUGCUAGGCGACACGUUCGCGCUCACCGCGCUCAUUAGCGGCUUGAAGAUCUGGUACCUCGAAUUCUUGCAGACUACUGCUACUAAUGCCGCCGCGGCUUGA
Messenger RNA from Daldinia childiae, 882 nucleotides. RefSeq lists its product as uncharacterized. Bases 1 to 882 code for a protein of 293 amino acids. The transcript has a single exon. Lineage: Eukaryota; Fungi; Ascomycota; Sordariomycetes; Xylariales; Hypoxylaceae. The record is from RefSeq and is a predicted model, not a curated record.